AUGCAAACUGUCUGCGUGUUCGUCAUUCUCCUCUCUACCAUCGUCUAUCAAGUCGAUGCCGGGUCUGCUCUGAUAAUUGCUGAGAAGAUGCUCGGCACUGAUGAUGGUUAUUGUCAACGUGCUUGUGAAGAACGUCCUGGUUGUAUCUUCAGCUACUGUGGAGAUGACAAUAAGUGUCACAGCGUUGGUACAGCGGACAACAGCGAGGUUGUCUCUUGUGGUGCCACGUCUACUUCUUUCGACUCCUGCACUUCUGCCUGUGAAUCAGUUCCCGACUGUGCUGCUAGCAGUUGGAAGUCAUUUUGCAAGUCCUGGCUCGAUAUCCCCGUUUGUUUCGGUCUGGUACAGAAUUCCAACGGUGUAUGCUAUGAGGCUACGCCCGGUUGCACUGGCACUGCCUACGUGUGUCCUUGA
Messenger RNA from Perkinsus marinus ATCC 50983, 414 nucleotides. RefSeq lists its product as hypothetical. The transcript has a single exon. Lineage: Eukaryota; Perkinsozoa; Perkinsida; Perkinsidae. The record is from RefSeq and is a predicted model, not a curated record. The coding region runs from base 1 to 414 and encodes 137 amino acids.